Plectropomus leopardus (leopard coralgrouper) is the source of this 3450-nucleotide messenger RNA. RefSeq names its product desumoylating isopeptidase 2 (gene desi2). The record is from RefSeq and is a predicted model, not a curated record. Gene Ontology annotation, biological process: protein deubiquitination. Lineage: Eukaryota; Metazoa; Chordata; Actinopteri; Perciformes; Serranidae. Gene Ontology annotation, molecular function: deubiquitinase activity.
UCAGCAGCAGUCGCAUCCUGCUGCCAGCUCGAGCGCUACCGUUAGCUAGCUAAUGAGGGAGUAGCAAGUCAUUCUCACGGAGAAAAUCCCGUUUUCAUACCUCAGCAUUAUGUCAUUUUGCUGAAUAAUUCGUUUGAGAAAAUGAAUUUGCGAUUUUUCAGUGCCAACUCGCGGCCCAGAAGACAAAAUAACCUCCGUAAAGUCCGCUUUUUCACUUCGACCUCGGUAGCUGAACGGGUUUAGCAAGUCAGUUGGUUUUGACAAGACGAGUGUCUCAUCUGUCCGCCGCUGCGGCUCCGUGACGGGGGGAGGUUUGGACAAAGCCAGUCAGAUGUUGGACGGUAAAAAAUAUCCACGGAACUCAAACGUUUUUUACACUAGGUUGUGAAAUUGAAUUAUCAAGCUGAAUUUUUGUUGAGAAAGUGUUGGGAAUAAGGGGAGGAGUAAGGUCUAUUUUUGGAGAGAGUUUGGAUCUCGCUCCGGAGGGGUGUGCGGAGGAGGGAGACCCGCAGAGAAGAAGGGACGUAGGGGGAGAUAAGCCUGAUGCCAGUGAUGGCAAACGAGCCGAUCAUCCUGAACGUCUAUGAUAUGUACUGGAUCAAUGAGUUUACCAGCACUCUGGGCAUCGGAGUCUUUCACUCAGGGAUUGAGAUCUAUGGAAGAGAGUUUGCCUAUGGCGGACACCCGUACCCAUUCUCAGGGAUCUUUGAGAUUACACCAGGCGAUGCAACCGAACUCGGCGAGACCUUUAAGUUCAAAGAAGCCAUAGUCCUGGGCAGCACCGACUUCACAGAGGAGGAUGUGGAGCGGAUCGUGGAGGAGAUGGGGAAGGAGUACAAAGGCAACGCCUACCACCUCAUGCACAAGAACUGCAACCACUUCUCCUCAGCACUGUCAGAGAUCCUGUGCGGCAGGGAAAUCCCUCGCUGGGUCAACCGCCUGGCCUACUUCAGCUCCUGCGUGCCAUUCCUCCAGAGCUGCCUGCCCAAAGAGUGGCUGACCCCGGCUGCCUUACAGUCCAGCGUCAGCCAGGAGCUCCACGGAGGAGGAGAGCUGGAGGAGGCCGAGGACGCCGCUGCCACAGCCUCCCUGGCAUCCAUGUCGCCCUGCUCACCCUCAUCCUCCUCCAGCCCCUCCUCUUUGCCUCGCCAUUCCCGCCACCACCAGCCCCGCCGGUAGAGGCUGCGAUGUCCACCGGGAGACAUCGGGGCAGGACAAAGAGACUGUGAGGUGACAGAAAACCUGCAGCAGCUGAUGAGUCAGCAAAAAGUUCUGCCAGACCGUCCUCAAACGAGGCGCUGAACUGCUACCUGCUCCUUGGUAAAAAUGUCGGCCAGAUCUCUGCAGGGAUCCGGAGCCGUCGAAGGAACUCUUGGUGCUGACAAAGGCAGGAUCGUCUCUCUGAACGUGGCUGAUGGAUUCCAACAUCCCAUCUGAAAUCCAGUCUGUUUACCUCCAGUCUGUCAUCAUUUUGCCAGCCGACCUGCAGGGCAGAAUGGAAGCAUCGUGAGUUGUUUACGCUUCAGAGUGUUUGAAAAAUUUACCAGCCACAUUCAGAUUUUACCAGCAGCUAGUUGGUAGAUGGUGCUCAUCCCAACCUUGUUGUAGUGGAAACCAGUGAGAGCGAAGCUAAAAAAGAAGGUUUUGCGUCAGUUUAUAAGGAAUGUCCUUUAAAAAUCUGAUAUAAUUAACACUAGAUGUUCAGAAGUUUCCAAAAUUAUUUUACCAUGUAACAAGCAUUUGUGAGUAAUUUUUGCCUUUUUUUCUUGUGAAAUACUGGAUAGUUUAACUCCUUCAAACUGUAGCACACAGCUCAAGACUCUUGUUUUUCUGCUGUAAUGUGAGUAAACCACAAAGAUCCCUUUCAUGGUAAACAUCAAUACAAUGUGAGCUGUUUUUGGGGAAGGUAGCCGACAUUAAAGCUCUACUUAUCACUGUAUAUAAACGGCAUGACAUCUACCCAAAAGUGAAGCCCAGACAUCCCGAUUGCACUUCCCGAUCCUGACUAGGCAACCUCUGGCCCCAAAUGACCAGUGCAUCAUCAGAGGAAGAUUGCACCUGUAUUCAGGAUAUUUUGGCUUUGUUUUUGUGUCCAUGGUCUCAACAUUCAGCCAUUUUAUUUGCAUUUUUCCUGACAUCAAGACACUGAAUCCUCUGGUGACCUCUGUCUCACCUGGUAGAGUGUGCGCCCCAUAUAAGCACAGUCCGUGGCAGCGUCUUCCGUUCGAAUCCAGUCCUAGAGCAUAAUAAAGACAAUAGCCCUUAAAAAUAAUCUUUAACAACAACAAAAAAAUCAUGAGCAUCUUAAGUGUGACACCAUCUGAAGAGAAAUAAAUAAAUAAAAUAAAAAAAGCAAACGUUUCUACACUGGAACAUUUUGUGAUUGUAGUUUUAAAUGAGCAGAGCGCUGGUAUAAUUUGAUCUGUGGCUGGUAAACGUUUACACUGAAUCUUAACUGUCAUUGUGAUGUGCUAAAAUAUUCGGCUGGCAAAAUUGUGAAAGCAGCAAGUGGAAUCUACACACUUUGCCUCAACGUGCUGUGUGUGCAUCAGGACCUCAGACUUUUGUUACGUUUCUCUCACAGCAGGCUGGAUUGACUUUAGCCAGAACUACAAUCACUUUCCUUCAGCACCACAGAGACACAACAAGCCGAACCAGUGUGUCUAAAGGGGUCAAAAUCAUCUAACACACCUUGGACGGGUUCAGUUCCAGGUAAUUUUUGCUUCCCGGGUCCUUUUAUUUGUUCCUUUUUGAUGUCAAAUCAGGAUCAGCGGUUGUCAGGUACCUGUAGCACCUCUUAAAAUCCUACCUGGGGUAACCACGUGUGAUCUGAGUAAAUUAAACCCAAUGAAGCAGAUUUUUAAAAUGUAUCAGCCCUUAAUGUAAUAUGAGGAAGCACCAAUAAUAUAAUAUUAAUUUCUUUUCUUUAAACACUUUAAGAAAUAGGUUUAGGCAGUGACACAGAGAUUUUUGUUACCAGAAAAAAAAAAAAAGAAAAAAAUAAUUACUUCUCAGUAGCAACUGCCAAGGUGCCUUUGAUCGAGGUACUUAACCCACAAGUGUUCAGUGGCCAGCAGCAGAAGACUGGUUGUACUGGACUGCUCCCAGUUGUCUCAGUUUGUGUAAAGCAAAACAUUUCGUCUGUACCAGAGGUAAUUCAAGGUUCAAGUUUACAUUCAGGACAUGAAGUCAGUCGGUUUGUAAUCUGCAUAAACAGAGUGCUCCAGGAAUGAGUCCGAAAACAUGGAAAUAACUUUGCCUUUUUUGCCUCCUGGUUCCCUCGUGUCGAUGGAUUUUCUGAAUGGGUUUUUGGUUCAAUGUCUGAAAUAAGGUCACUUUCAUGUUUUGUUCUACGGCAUAAAACAGGUCAGUGAAUACCCCACUUGUGAACUUUGAAGCUUUUAUGUGUCGUAACCCUUUGAAACCUGCAUCAACAUCACUUUUUUGUGC